AUGGCAACUCGGACAAGAAAAAUGGCGACUAGGGAACUUAGUGACUCAUUGCUCAACUUUUCCAUCGACCUGUACAAGCAGCUGGCCUCAACAAACAACUCUUCCGAAAACAUUGUCUGCUCCCCGUUCAGUAUCUCUGCGGCACUGUAUAUGGCUCUGGCGGGGGCCCGAAACGUCACCGCCAAGCAGCUCGCCGACGUCCUGCACGUGAACGAGGACGAGGUCCACCAGAACUUCUUCAGCUUCCGGUCCAAGCUGAUGGGCCUCGCUCCUGGAGUCAAGUUGCGCGUGGCCAACCGGAUGUGCACGGACGAGACUCUUCCGGUCCUCGACAGCUACGUCGCCCUCAUGCGGGACUCGUACGGCGCCACGCUCGAAACGGUCGACUUCAAGAACGACUUCGAGAACGUCAGGCGACGCGUUAACGCUUGGGUCGAGCAAGUCACGGAAUCCAAGAUCAGAGAUCUUCUUCCUCGUGGAAGCGUGAACGGCUUGACCAGAAUGGUUUUGGUGAAUGCAGUCUACUUCAAAGGCCUGUGGGAGUGCCAGUUCGAUCCUGCACUGACAGAACGCUCCAAUUUCCACUUGGACAAGAGGAACACGACGAAGGUGGACAUGAUGUACAAAGAAGAUGACUACAAGAUGGGUCACGACAAUGACCUCGCUGUGACCGCACUGGAGAUUCCUUACAAAGGCGGAAAGGCUUCCAUGGUCAUCCUCUUGCCCGACGAUAUCGAAGGGCUAGCUCAACUCGAAGAACGUCUGACCUUUGCCAAAAUGUCUCACCUCCUAAAGUCCCUAACUCUCGACAGCAAUGUCCAGUUGGGCAUUCCAAAAUUUACACUGGAACAGACGGUCAAUCUGAAGCAGGCGCUGUACGCCAUGGGCAUCGAAGAUUUCUUCACGGAAGCCGCGGACCUCACGGGAAUAUUCGAGAAGUAUAAUGUGCCGGUUUCAGAAGUCUUUCACAAGACGUUCGUGGAAGUCAACGAAGGAGGCACUGAGGCAGCUAGUGCGACCGCACUCGACAUGUGCGACUGCGCGGCGUUAAAUCAGACCGUAUUUAUCGUCAAUCGGCCUUUUAUGUUUUUUAUACUUAGCUAUCAUCCAGAGGCUGUGCUGUUCAUGGGCUCCGUUCGAAGAAUUUGA
Messenger RNA from Rhipicephalus microplus (southern cattle tick), 1149 nucleotides. RefSeq names its product iris. Gene Ontology annotation, molecular function: serine-type endopeptidase inhibitor activity. Lineage: Eukaryota; Metazoa; Arthropoda; Arachnida; Ixodida; Ixodidae. The record is from RefSeq and is a predicted model, not a curated record.